Molecule: messenger RNA, 3975 nt
Organism: Micropterus salmoides (largemouth bass)
Lineage: Eukaryota; Metazoa; Chordata; Actinopteri; Centrarchiformes; Centrarchidae
Gene: syt5a
Product: synaptotagmin Va
Exons: 10
Coding region: 123-1364 (413 amino acids)
Biological process (GO): regulation of calcium ion-dependent exocytosis; regulation of dopamine secretion; calcium ion-regulated exocytosis of neurotransmitter
Cellular component (GO): synaptic vesicle membrane; axon; dense core granule
Molecular function (GO): clathrin binding; calcium-dependent phospholipid binding; syntaxin binding
Source: RefSeq, a predicted model, not a curated record
UUGUGUGCGAGAACAUCUCAUCAGUCAGUGGUGGAUUUGUCUAGAGUACAUUUGGAUGCAAAACAAAUCAAUAAGAUAAAAUCCAAAGGACAUAGAGAGACUGACACGUAACAGGAGCAACGAUGCGAUUGGUCAGCGUGGCGGGGGCGCGGCUCCGCAGGGCGGCUGAGGAGGAGGAGAGGGAGAGGGAGCGUCCACUAUCCUCCCCGCACGAGUCACAUCGCUCCAACCACCAGUUCGCCAGUAUGAAGAACAAGUUCUUCAAUGAGCUCACACACCUGCCAAAUCAUAAGCUCAAGUUGCCCAUGUGGGCUGUGGGGGCCAUUGUGGUUGUGGUCCUUGCCCUUAUCGCCUGUAUGGGCUUCUGCAUCUACAAGAAGUGCUGCAAAAAAGAAAAGAAGCCCAAGAAGGUCCGUGAGAGGAAGGGAGGAAGAGGGCGCAGGAAGAAGGACAAGGAGGGAGAGGAUGGAGAAGAUAAGGAGGGAGAGCAGGGGAAGGAAGAGGAAGAGAAGGAGAACUUUGGCAAACUGGAGUACACACUGGACUAUAACUUUACUGAUAACCAGCUGAUAGUUGGCAUCCUCCAGGCUCAAGACCUUCCAGCAAUGGACUUAGGCGGGACCUCAGAUCCCUAUGUCAAAGUCUACAUGCUGCCCGACAAGAAGAAGAAGUUUGAGACCAAAGUCCAGCGCAAGAACCUUUGUCCUGUCUUCAACGAGACCUUUAUCUUUAAGAUACCAUAUAGUGAGUUGGGUGGUCAGACUCUGGUGCUGCAGGUGUUUGACUUUGACCGUUUUGGUAAACAUGACGUCAUUGGCGAGAUCAAGAUCCCCAUGAACUCUAUAGACCUUGCACAGCCAAUACACGAAUGGAAGGAUCUGGUUGGAGGAGAGAAAGAGGAGCAAGAGAAGCUGGGUGAUAUCUGUAUUUCCCUUCGUUACGUCCCCACGGCCGGUAAGCUAACAGUUAACAUCAUGGAAGCUAAGAACCUGAAGAAGAUGGAUGUCGGAGGACUGUCAGAUCCCUUUGUUAAGGUGGUGCUGCAGCACAACGGCAAGCGGCUGAAGAAGAAGAAGACGUCUGUCAAACAAAACACUCUGAAUCCUUACUUCAAUGAGAGCUUUAGCUUCGAGAUCCCCUUCUCCCAGAUCCAGAAAAUCCAGGUGCUGAUUACUGUGUACGACUACGACAAGCUGGGCAGCAAUGACCCCAUCGGCAAGUGCUGGAUCGGCUACGGUGCCUCAGGCGUUGGGCUGCGCCACUGGUCAGACAUGCUGGCCAAUCCCAGGCGUCCAGUGGCCCAAUGGCACACGCUGCUGCCAGAGGAGGAGGUGGACGCCGCUCUGAAGGCCCCCAUCCGCUAAACACACACCCAUACACCAUCAUCUGCAUAGGAGCUGUAUUUGUUCAUUUAAAACCAAACAACUGCAGGAUUUACGAAAUGACCUUUAACUUGAAUACUGGUGGUAAUUAGGGAUCCAAGAUCUUUUUUUCUUGUUUUUCUCCGCUAAAAGUGUUUUGGCAGCAAAAACUGCUGGAGGAAAACUCACCAAAAUUGGCAUGUGGGUUGAAAAUUCCGCCCACUAAAGAAAUGGCACUCAUAGACCUCGUGGUGGCGCUAUAACAACCAGCUUUACAUUUUUUAAAUGAUCUUGAAAACGGCUUCGCUUAGAGUCAAACGUCUUUCAUUAUUUUAAUCUGUGGAUUCGUCUGCAUCUUUGCUCUUGCUCUUCUGCUCUAAAAAUGUCAAAUAAUACGACUUUUUAUCACUUUUCUCUAAAACCUGUUUUUGCAAACUCGUCCCAGAUGGUUUCACCAAUCAACCUGAAACUUUGGCAGCAUCAUCUACAGAUGUCGCUGAUCAAAAGUUAUCAAAAGAAUUUUGAUACGUCAAUCUGUUUUUUUUUUUCAUAGAUUUUUACUUUUGUGUAUUUAAGUACACUUUUACACUACUCAGUUCAUGCAUAAAAUUUGGUAAUGAUUCCUCAAAGUUGGCAUGUCUUAUUACAACAAAUGUAAAUUUCUAGACAUUUCUCAUUCCAAACAUCCAAAAAUCUACAAAAAUACCCCGGAUGUCCUAGAGAGAUGAAAUCUUUUCAGCACAUCCACUGUUUUGUGACUAACGUUUGCCUCACUGCAGCCUAUGGUCAACUCAAAGGUCAGUCACUCUAUGUUUUUCAGAAUAUGCUAAUUCACAAGUCUUUCUUCAACACUACCAGAAUCAACACAUACAUUCUCUAGAUGGCUGAUAUCAAGUGUCUCAAAGGGUUUUUUAGAUUGGUCACACGGCGAGUCUGCAGUGAUUUUCAAAAUCUUGCUGUAACUUGUACAGUAUGCACAUUUUGCACAGUUUUGGAUCAAAUGCCACCAAAAUAAUUGACAACACACCCAAAACCAGCAGAAUGAUGUGAGACUUUUUUCAGAAUUUUCUCAGCAACAUUUUGACAGUUGUAAGUGUUUUAAGUUUAAACUGGCAAAACUAUCCAGGUCUGGCACAUGUGAUGUCACUACUUCAAUUUGUGAGAAGGUGUGGGGCAACAGCCCGUCACCAGUAGCUCAGUCAGUCAGUCACUUGCUUUGCAGAUUGGAAGUUCCAAGGUUCAAAGCCCCAGGUGACUGAGACAAACUUACUAACAACAGGGGUGUUCAAAUCCUACUUAGUCUAAAUUCUCUCCUUUAUUUGGAUUCUGUGACAUCGCAACUUAUUUUUCUCUGAUUAAAAGUGUUUGUGCAACUUGGAAACACAAAUGUCGCAGGUGGGUUGAACAUUUCACCCAGUAGUCAGGCACAUAUAAUGACGCUCUGUGAUCUUAAGGUGAUGCUGUAAAAAUAAAAUUAGCGUCAAAGUCCGAAUUCUUUCAUCACUUUAAUCUCUUAAGUCGUCUGCAUCUGUUCUUCUCCUCUGAAAAUGUCAAAUGUUGCAUUUUUCACGACUUGCUUGGAUCCCGAUCAUUGCCGCUCACGGCUAUAUUCUUUAAUGUGCUUCAUUUUCACACAUUCAUUUCAGUCAUUCAUUUUAGUAAUAUUUAAUUUGGGGAUACAUGUGUGCUUUAUAUUGUGUUGACUGCAUACCAUAGAAAUGUAUACAAACACAUGAUGUGUACUUCACUCAAAUUUAUACACACCUAUACACAGUGCAGCUAAAUGUUUGUGCACACUGACCUACUAGUUAAAUUACUCACCUAUUAAUAUAUUAAAGGGCUGAUCCAGCAAUAUAAUAUUGACUUUCCAGAAUGUUGGGGGACUCACAAGAGACAGAUCUGAGCAGCAGAAUAUACUGACUUUUAGUCCCUUAAACAAUUGGAAACUACAUCUCCCCCAAGGCAACCUGAUAGUCUUUAAUCAGGGUUGUUUUCUCAGGCUGAGUAAUUCUCUUUACGAUGUAUACAAUUGGUGGACUGCCCCUGUAAUAUUUAUUUCCUUGACCACCUUGGUUUUAGCUGAGCUACACCUUCUGUCUCGAGGUUAAAAAUAACUUUUUUUCCAGUAUAGGUAUACUGCAGUAUGUAGUGAAAUACAUUUUGAUAUUAUGGUAUGAAAAAACAAAGAUAUAUCAAUUAUUUCUCUGUCUGAGUAAUUCUAAACUGCUGUUGCAGAGCUGAAAUCUGUAUCUUCUUCUUUGUUUUAAACCUUUUCCUUGUGUUUUCCUCUUGUUUUCCCUGAUAACUCUCUUGUCUCCUAAACAGUCUAAACUUCCUGUGAAUAUAUAUUUUGUUAAGUUAAAUGUUUUUACUGAUUAUUGCUCUGACUCUUUGUGGCUGUUUCUGUGCUUGUGUUUGAAUCAGUGGAGAUACUGCGGAGUGUCUGGUAAGUGUGGUAUGUCGAUGUUUGUGUGUGUGUGUGUGUGUAUGUGUGAGUGUUGUACUGUAUGUAACAAAAGAAAAUGGAAUGCGGUUUGUGGUUUCACUUUCGAUUAAUGCUUUGUGAUUGUAAAUAAAUAGCUGAAUGACUAAAAAGUUUCCAAACACCGACCAA